Molecule: messenger RNA, 793 nt
Organism: Dovyalis caffra
Lineage: Eukaryota; Viridiplantae; Streptophyta; Magnoliopsida; Malpighiales; Salicaceae
Source: the annotation of a GenBank genome assembly
AUGGCACUCCUUUCUUCUUCUCCUUCCCUCCCUGUAUCUUCACCAAAUUAUCGUUGCUAUCCUUCCCGUCGACUUUGCCUCAACCCAAUCACAGCCACACAAGUAUUCACCCCACACCAUAUCGACAAAUCAUCUCUUACAAUCUCUGAAACGUCGGAGGAGGACCAGCUCUGGGCCGCGGCGUGUCUCCGUGUCCGUUCCUUCCACGAAUUUAAGCCUUCCACUUUUGGCAUCCAAGAUCAUAAAAGAUACCUAGCAGAGCGUGAAUUUGAAGCUUUAAAAGAACGAAUUGCUGGUAAAAGAACCGGUUUCAAUAGAGUUUCGUGUUUAAAUGCGACGCUUCCGUUAUCACAGUUGUUGACUUUACCUGAUGAUGAUUUAUGCGCGCAAUGUAAGUUUAGUGAGAAUGGAGAAGAUAGAGUGGUGGUGGGGACACUUGAUGUAAAUCAAUGUACGAGUCUUCCUGAUGAAAUUACUGGAAAGAAACCUGAGGGUAUUGAAGGUCAAUUUUCAAGGGGAUACUUGAGCAAUGUAUGUGUUGCCAAGGAACUUCAUAGAAAUGGAUUGGGUUAUGAUCUUGUUGCAAAGUCUAAAGGGGUUGCUCAAGGAUGGGGUAAGCUUGGUGAAUUAUUUUCAGGGAUAACUGAUCUCUAUGUCCAUGUUGCUGUCAACAAUGAACCAGCAAAACAGUUAUACAUGAAAAGUGGUUUUAUCUAUGAAAAUGACGAGCCUGCAUGGCAAGCCAGGUUCCUUGAUCGGCCACGGAGGCUUCUAUUAUGGAUUGGUCUCCCAG